This is a messenger RNA of Penicillium odoratum, 1011 nucleotides long. RefSeq lists its product as uncharacterized. The coding region runs from base 1 to 1011 and encodes 336 amino acids. The transcript has 4 exons. The record is from RefSeq and is a predicted model, not a curated record. Gene Ontology annotation, molecular function: protein kinase activity. Gene Ontology annotation, biological process: protein phosphorylation. Lineage: Eukaryota; Fungi; Ascomycota; Eurotiomycetes; Eurotiales; Aspergillaceae.
AUGUCAGUCAGACAAUUAGAAGAGCACAUGAUAUUUGACUUCGACACUAUCAAAGCUCAAUCCCAACCACCACUCACAGACCCUGAAUCCCUCGCUUGCAAAAACUCUAAGUCCCCCAGCGCUGAGCGAAAAAGGCCUGUGAAUCACCAGUUCAGCCCGAAAACCGUCACAGGCCCCAUAAAGAGCCUUUGUCUACCACGCUUGCAUAGACUUGACGAUAUUACAUCGGUCCUGAUUGUUCGACACGAGUCCCCGUGGGACACCUAUCAGCAAGCCAUCUCAUACGACAUCGCAGGCGAUGUGAUUAUUGCCUGUCGUCGCACCCGCCCAUCUCGUGUGGUGGCUAUCAGGAAAUACCAAAGGCAAGAUACUCGCAGCUUGCUUGAUAGAUUCGGGCGACUGGAACACGUCAAUAUCCUUUCGUUCUAUGAAUGUUACAUCGAUGGGGAUUCCGCGUUCUUCUUAGUUGCCGACCUACCGCUGACUCUCGCGCAUGUCGUUGAUUGCUCGGACUUGUAUCCUAGUGAGGCGGAACUGGGAUCGAUCAUGUGUCAGAUUCUCGAUGGCAUGUGCUAUCUAGCUACUUUUCGCCUUGUUCAUCAGUCUUUGGUCUGUUCCAACAUACUACUCGGGCUUAAUGGGGUCAUCAAAAUUGCUGGCCCGGAACAUUGCGUGGACUGCGUAACAAGUCAGUCCGAAGCCGCAUGUAUCGCCGCCAUACCGCCAAUCAUGAUCCAGCUCAUGCAGAAGUGUGACAAAGGGGAUGGCGCUAUUGGUGUCGACGACCUAGAACGCUGGCCAAUUGAGUCCGCCGCCGUAGACUUCUUGUCCGCUUCUGGAGCGACAGCAUCGAUGGAUGUUUUGAAAAUGCACCCGUUGAUCACAGCCCGACACCGUCCUGCUGCUGAUCUCGUGUUACUUGCAAGAGCGGCUGUACUUUCGACUCGGGUGAAUUGCACGUACCACCGUGAACAGAAGUUGAUUUAUUUGAUGGUAGGUAUUCAAUCUUAG